GUUUUUAGUUUCGUGAUAAAAAAAGACGACGACAAGGCGAGGUGGCGGAGGAGUGCUUCAUAUUGCCUUUCCUCUUUUUUUCAUCAAGCCCUCAGUCCGGACCACGGGGGGAAGGAUCCUAUCCCUAACUUUGUUUUUCUCUCUACUCCAGCCGUUCAUUUUCCCCCAGUUGGAUGCUACAGACUUGAAUUCAGCCAAUUGCUGAGACUGAAAGACCCAAGUGAACAGCAGCAGAGAAUGGCUGCAGUGGAAUCAGACAAGGAGCUCAACGACUUGCUGGAUUUUAGCGCGAUGUUUGAGCUUCCAGUUUCAAAUGGCAAGAACCGACCAACUACUCUUGCCAGCAGUCAGUUUGGAGGUUCAGGAAUGGAUGAGAGGAGUGGGUCCAGUCCCUGGGUGCAAGGACAACAGAACAAUCCAUCAUUCAACCAGGGAAGGGGUUAUGGAGAAGAAGGCCUUUAUGGUGAGCAAGAGGGCAUUGCCUCUGCCCCUAUAUUUGGAUCAGGGAUUGUUGGAAAAGCUGAGCGAGGACCAUACUCGUCAUUUCCUGCACAGCCGGGCUUUAUGCCUAGUGAGAUACCCAUGGCAAGUCCUAAUGCCCUCUCCCCGCCUGGCCUGAAGUCUAACUCCCAGUUUUAUUCCUCUCAUGACGGAAACAACCCUCGUCGGAGACCGGCACAGGAACCUAUUGAAUCGCAGCCAAAAAAGAUCAGGAAGGUGCCCCCUGGCCUGCCUUCCUCGGUUUAUGCACCGGCUUCAGGAGAGGAUUUCAACAGGGACAAUGCUGGCUACCCGGCCUCCAAGGCAGGAAACGUCUACCCACCACCAUUCUACAUGCAAGAAGGCCACCACCCGCCCUCUGAUCCGUGGGGCUCUGCCCGGUCGAUGGUUCAGCCCGGGUAUUCUGCCAUGCUGGGCAACCCCCCCCAUCUGAGCCAGCAUGGCCCUUUCACUGCCAUUAACCCCCAAGACAGACUGAAACGACAGCCACUGCCCCUCUCACCCCAAAACUACCCCCUGCAUGGCAGUGAGGUGAACGGGGCUCAUCCCGCUGGCUUCCACUCCAGCUCCAGCAGCUUCGUAGUCCCCAGCCACACACCCCCUAUUGCCGGCACUGACACUUUGGCCAAUCGAGGAACAGUGCCUGGAAGUUCAGGUGAUGAGAUCGGAAAAGCCCUGGCAUCUAUCUAUCCUUCAGACAGUUCUGCCUUCCCUCCAUCUCCAUCGACGCCCUCUGGCUCUCCCCAGGCUGUGUCAGGCUCUGCAUCGCAGUGGACUCGGUCUUCGGGUCAGGUCACACCUUCACCCAACUUUGAGGAGGGAAUUCAGUCCAUGCCGAGUAAAAUGGAAGACCGUCUGGACGAAGCUAUCAAUGUUCUUCAGCGUCACGCCAGUGGACAGGGCGGGACUGGCCUGGCUGAAAUGCACAGUCUGCUCUCAUCUAGUUUAGGGUUACCUGCAGCCUUCACCAGCGCAGCCCUGGGAAUGGCCAGUCGCCUGCCUGGACUGCUGUCCAGUCACCAUGAGGACUCUGUUGGUCUGCCCUCUAGUGGAGGUCUUAUGCAUAGCAACCAUGGCCCUGCAUCUGUUCAGCAUGGCUCUCAGCCUGAUGGUUUUGCUGGCCUGAUAGCAAGUAUUCAACGUUCCAUUGGGUCUGAUUUGAAACGAGAGGAGAAGGAGGAUGAUGAAAACUGCUCCAUCACUGACAAGUCUGAGGAUGAAAGGAAAGACAUCAAGGGCCUCCUCGGAACAAGUCUGGAUGAUGAGGAAGACGAUGAAGAUCUGCCAGUGGAGAUUAAGGUUGAGCGGGAGAAAGUACGGAGGUUGCAAAACAACACCCGUGAGCGGCUUCGUGUGCGGGACAUCAACGAGGCUUUUAAGGAGCUGGGCCGCAUGUGUCAGCUCCAUAUGAGCUAUGAGAAACCACAGACCAAAUUGAUCGUACUGCAACAGGCCGUUAACGUUAUUCUCAACCUGGAGCAGCAAGUCAGAGAGCGUAAUUUGAACCCAAAGGCUGCCUGCCUCAAGAGGAGAGAGGAGGAAAAAGUUUCAGGUGUGGACCCCCAGAUGCAGCUUGGUGGGGGUCACCCUGGUCUUGGAGAUGGACAUAUGUAAUUCUCAGUUCCUGUUGAUUGUACAGCCCCAAGAACACGUGGCCUUAAUCUUGAAUUGUCAUACAUCUCAGUGUGUGUUAAUCAACUUUUGGAAAGCACACGCGCCCACACACCUCAUUACUUACAAGGCAGUUGGCCACAUUCCUAACGAUGACAAAAGAAACAAGCACAGUCUUCUUGAAAGAGGAAAACAUUUACUGGUCUUGACAAAACUAUGAAUUGAGGACAUUGGUUUGGAGAACAUGAAAAUUGGACAUAAGGACAUUCUUCUGAGCGUGUUUUUUAAGACAUUUUGAAGAAUUGCUUUACCUGUUGGGAGCAAAACUUGUUUGGAUCAAAUAAAACUUUUGGAUCAAUUGCUCACAUGAGCAGAGUUAGGAUUUUUUAUCAUAGGAUAAUUAUUGGCAUUCCCAUCUGAAAAGGAGGUCUUACAUUCUUUACAAGCAAGGAGGCACACAUGGGUUUAUAUCUAAUGAUAGAACAAAACAAAUAGUGUUUGGUUAUAAAUAGCCAACUUUAUUAUCAUCUCAUUUGAUGACUGAAUUAAAUUGGAGACAUCCAGCCACUGACGGCCCAUUAGAGAGAGUCUUCUCUCUUUGAUAUGAUAUGGUAACUCUGGCUGUGGUGAAAAUUUAUUGUUUUUGGCUGUAAAGGUGCCACAGUGACAGACUCGCAUUUCACAGUUACUUUAGAUUUUUUUUUUUUUUUUUGGAUCCCUGAGUCUUAUCUCUGAGUCCUGUACAUCUGUUCUUUUUUUGUGGCCAUGCAAGUGGAAUGAAAGAAUGGUGGCGAGAGACCAACCACCGAUGCAAAGACUCAAUACCUUCCCUCUGUGAGGCUGCCGUUGGACUUGUGCGGAAACAGGUGGCAUCCUCACUGUUCAGCCAUGUGGUCAGUUUGAACCCUCCGACCCAAUACAGCUAGUGUCACAUCAGCCUGUGCCUGUUGAAUCACACCCAAAGACACUGUUACGUUGUUGUGAACUCACUCGACUCACCACAAUCUUUGUUGUGGUGGAUGACAUUUUGCUAAGACAGAAAUAAUUAAGUAUUGAAAGGGAUCAUGAGUGUUACUGCUACCUGCUGAAGAAUUGACUCAAUCGCCAUCGACUGACUCGUGGUUUUUUUGCUCUAUGUUUGGCAGUGCUUUGUGUUUUUUUCCCCCCCUUUUGAACAAUUGCAAACCCGUAUAAGAAUUAUAAGAAUCUUCUUUUUGUAGAAUUGAUUUAUCUUUAUUUUGUGUGUGUUUUUUUUUUACUUUGUAAGAUAGUUAAAUGAGUUUUGUUUUUCUCAUUUUGAAUGCUUUUUGUGUUUACGUUGUUUUAUUGUAACAAGUCUCAAUUUAGAUUUCAGGAACAAAGUGAGUUUUUUUUUUUUUCUUUUGUGCCAGGUGCUUAGAAAUGUUAGCAAUGACAAAACAAACAUCUGGCUGUAACAUCACCUGUUUUGAUAUUGCUCAUUUGUUGUUUUUAAAUGCCUGUUUCAACACAAAACUGUCAGGCCAGUUGUAAUUAGAUUUUUCUUCUGUUGGAGAAAGUUUUCUCCUAAAGUUAAUGUUUUUCUAAAGCACGCCCCAUCUCCUUGCCCUGAUGUCGAGCUUACUGAUGAGCUUGUUGAUUAGUUUGCGGAAAGGGAAAAAGGGGACAUGUUCAACCUGCAACAGAAGUCACUGUUUUGUUUUGAACCGAAGCAUAAGAAGAAUCAAAAAGGGGGGCCUUGGCCAUUUUACUGACUUUGGGAGUUUUGAUAAUGGUUACUCACCAGUGCCUGAAUAGUUCUCUGCUACGUGUUGGAUAAUGUUGCAUUCAAGGACUUUUGGGUUGUACCCUUUUUUUUUUUUAAAUACAGAUGUAUAAAACCAUAUAUACUUAUGUGACAUCCGACUCAGAACAUCUAUAUGAAGGGUGACACUCGUUGAGGCUGGUUUUUCGGAGUCUGUGUCAUUAAAUGUAAGGUGACUUAUAACCUGAUGUACAAUUUUUGAGAGGCAAACUCACUUAUAAUUUCUCAUCUUUGAUGAACUGAUUUGUUAAAAUUUGUUUUUGUCCUUGACUGGUAUGUGCAUUAAAGAAAUAUGCACAGCUGUAAAAAUGAGUCUUCAUCAGCUUUAUCUUUGUAAGCUGGUGUUGAUAUGUAAUAGUGUUUGGUUUACCUCUACAUUUUGUCACAAAUGUUGCCCUAUGAACUGGCCCUUAACAUUAUUUUCUUUUUAAACUACGUCAGAUUUUCAGCAAGGAAUAAUGUAGCGUGAUAUGGAAAGUGGCCACUAAAAACUUGUAUUUUUUAUUUCUUUUAUUGAAAGAAGUGUCUGCAGUAUCAAAGUAUCAACAUGCACUUGAUGUUCUUUGUUAACAGACUCUUCCUGUCCUCAACAACAGAUGACCUGCUUCAAAACUUUGUCUUCACUCAUGUUUGAGGACAGCAUCUAUGUAGGCUAUGUCCUCAAAGUGCCUCCAGUUUCCUAUUUUUUAUAUAUAAAGUAGAUAUUGAGAACUGUUGUGUAUAUAACAGUAAUGUAGCAAUAAAUGUGCCAUUUUUAAUAACAAAAUA
Molecule: messenger RNA, 4663 nt
Organism: Labrus bergylta (ballan wrasse)
Lineage: Eukaryota; Metazoa; Chordata; Actinopteri; Labriformes; Labridae
Gene: tcf3a
Product: transcription factor 3a
Biological process (GO): regulation of transcription by RNA polymerase II
Cellular component (GO): transcription regulator complex; chromatin
Molecular function (GO): protein dimerization activity; DNA-binding transcription factor activity, RNA polymerase II-specific; RNA polymerase II cis-regulatory region sequence-specific DNA binding
Source: RefSeq, a predicted model, not a curated record